AUGGAGUUGAAGCACAAGGUUCGGAACUCGUCUCUGGCCCAUGUAUUUCUUUCGUUCGGCAUAGGCAUGAUCAGUCAAGAGGCGAGACACAUGCUGGUAGAUCCCCAAUCUUCGCACAAUGCCUUCAACCAGAGCUCUACGCCAGCGGACGGCAUGACGAUGCUUCAUCUGGCGGCUCUUUGGACGGGACAUGAAGAGGACUUUGGUUUGAUACUCGACAAAUAUCGAAAUCUCAUCAAUGGACAAACCCGGAACAAGAAAAAAACUGCCUUGCAUUUCGCGGUUGAACGCGGAGACCCUAGGAUGGUCAAGCGCCUUCUCAUGGAGGAAGAACUGGAUCCGAAUUUGCAAGACACGGUUCACCAAGCACCGUUGAAUAAGGCCAUCCUCGGGGAAGAAACGGAGGUCGUUCGACUGCUUCUCAAUGACAGGCGGGUUGAUCCAAUGACACAGAAUAGCCAAGGGAACACACCAUUACAUCGAGCUGCCAACGCAGGACGCCAAAAUCUUGUGAGGCUCCUUCUCGAUGACAAGCGGGUUGACCCCAACGUACGCAACGCCGGUUUGGAGACCCCAUUACAUCGAGCCAUUCGCGCGGGACACGCAGAGUGCGUGUCGUUAAUUCUUGCACACCGGCUGGUUGAUCGCGAGGAACAGUGGAGAUUUGGAUUGACUCCAUACGACCUAGCUCUCAACAGUAACAACCCGGAUAUCAUUUACCUCCUUGCAAGGGGACCUGAGGAGAGGUCUGAGCGUACAAAGUUGCUGUGGGAAGUGGAUGAUGAUGACCCUGAAUACCAGUUUCGGCGGGAUGAAUUUUAG
This is a messenger RNA of Diaporthe citri, 822 nucleotides long. RefSeq lists its product as uncharacterized. Gene Ontology annotation, molecular function: protein binding. Bases 1 to 822 code for a protein of 273 amino acids. The record is from RefSeq and is a predicted model, not a curated record. The transcript has a single exon. NCBI's taxonomy places the organism in Eukaryota, Fungi, Ascomycota, Sordariomycetes, Diaporthales, Diaporthaceae.